AUGGCGGCUAGACCAUUGGCUUUUGCAGCUAUUGCUGCUCUUUUUCAUCAGGCUACCUCUCAGCAAGCCCCUACCCCAGAUAAUCUAGUUUCUCUGCCGACCUGGAAAUGUACAACCUCCGGCGGCUGCGUUCAACAGUCGACUUCUAUUGUCGUGGACUGGGUGUAUCACUGGCUCCACACAGUCAAUGGGAGCACAUCUUGCACUACAUCCAGUGGAUUGAACUCAACUUUAUGUGGAACGGAAGAGGAAUGCUAUACAAACUGUGAAAUUUCACCGGCCACAUACGAUAGCCUCGGUAUAAAAAGUUCAGGAAACUCUUUAACCCUCAAUCAAUACGUCACAAGUGGCGGAACGACGAGCAACGCCUCUCCACGUGUAUAUCUCUUGGAUCCCGCCGGCAAGAAUUAUGAGAUGUUGCAGCUUCUCGGCCAAGAGAUUAGCUUUGACGUAGAUGCCUCCAACUUACCAUGUGGUGAGAAUGGGGCUCUUUAUUUGUCUGAGAUGGAUGCAACUGGAGGUCGAAGCCAGUACAACCCUGCCGGAGCUUCAUACGGUUCCGGUUAUUGUGAUGCUCAGUGUGGAGUCGGUACCUGGUUCAAUGGUUCCAUCAAUAGCGGUGGCCUGGGCUCUUGCUGUAACGAGAUGGAUCUUUGGGAAGCCAACUCUGAGGCAACGGCGUUGACUCCUCAUCCGUGCAGUGUAGAUGGUCCUUAUGCCUGUUCUGGUAGCGCCUGUGGCUCAACUGGAGUGUGUGACAAGAAUGGUUGUGGAUUCAACCCAUAUGCACUUGGGGACCAGAGCUAUUAUGGCCCAGGUCUUACAGUAGACACAAGUAAGCCUUUCACAGUUACGACACAGUUCGUGACCAGUGAUGGCACCAAAACCGGAACCUUGACUGAAAUUCGUCGAUCUUACACCCAGAAUGGCAAGGUUAUUGCGAAUGCCGUUGCGUCCUCGUCGUCAGGCUUUUCAGGUGCAAGUUCCAUUACAGAGUCCUUCUGUACUGCGAUGGACUCCGAAGCCGGUACACUGGGAGGUUUGCCUACUAUGGGUGAAGCCCUUGGUCGUGGCAUGGUUCUCAUCUUCAGCAUUUGGAAUGAUGCAGGUGGAUACAUGAACUGGCUAGACAGUGGUAGUUCGGGUCCUUGCAGUAGCACUGCAGGAAUUCCAUCCACCAUCCAGUCAAGUGAUCCCGGUACUUCGGUUACUUUCUCAAACAUCAAAUGGGGUGAUAUCGGAUCUACGGGGUCUGGCACUGGAACCACUUCAUCAUCGUCGUCAUCGUCGGUUUCACACACAACUAGCAGCACAACGACAAAAACAACAACAUCAGCAACGACAACUACAACCAGCGCCGGACCAACUCAGACUCAUUAUGGUCAAUGUGGAGGCACAUAUUACACUGGUCCUACUGUCUGUGCCUCUCCAUACACCUGUCAGGUUCAGAAUCCGUACUACUCACAGUGUCUUUAG
Messenger RNA from Talaromyces amestolkiae, 1476 nucleotides. RefSeq lists its product as uncharacterized. NCBI's taxonomy places the organism in Eukaryota, Fungi, Ascomycota, Eurotiomycetes, Eurotiales, Trichocomaceae. The coding region runs from base 1 to 1476 and encodes 491 amino acids. Gene Ontology annotation, biological process: carbohydrate metabolic process. Gene Ontology annotation, cellular component: extracellular region. The record is from RefSeq and is a predicted model, not a curated record. Gene Ontology annotation, molecular function: hydrolase activity, hydrolyzing O-glycosyl compounds; cellulose binding. The transcript has a single exon.